AUGUCUCGGCGUCUCGACCAGUUGGCCAUUGCCGGUAGCGAGCACCCGCUGAUUGCGCCUGUCAUUGGCAUCUUCGACGCCGGGACGACAUGGAACGUCGUCUACUUCCUGCAUGACCGCCUCAUGCCCAUGCGUACGCUCGCCCAAGAUGUCGCGUCGAAAGAUGGCUACACCGAGGCGCAGCUCCACCGGAAAGCGUUUGCGCUUGUCGACGCGCUGCACUAUCUGCACACGCGUGGGAUCGUCCAUGGCAACCUCACCAUCCACCACCUCUACAUUGCUGGCGAUCGCUUGCAACUGCUGCUGCCGCCGUUCCUGGACUUGCACACGGCGACUGCCAUGCACCCGCCGACGCCCCACUGCAAAGCCGCCGAUAUCUUUGCAUUUGGGGCGCUCAUCUACCUCUUGACGACGGGCCACGACCCCCAC
Messenger RNA from Saprolegnia parasitica CBS 223.65, 429 nucleotides. RefSeq lists its product as hypothetical. Gene Ontology annotation, biological process: protein phosphorylation. The annotation marks the transcript as partial. The record is from RefSeq and is a predicted model, not a curated record. The transcript is spliced from 4 exons. Gene Ontology annotation, molecular function: protein kinase activity; ATP binding. NCBI's taxonomy places the organism in Eukaryota, Oomycota, Saprolegniomycetes, Saprolegniales, Saprolegniaceae.